Molecule: messenger RNA, 4699 nt
Organism: Paramisgurnus dabryanus
Lineage: Eukaryota; Metazoa; Chordata; Actinopteri; Cypriniformes; Cobitidae
Gene: septin4b
Product: septin 4b
Molecular function (GO): GTP binding
Source: RefSeq, a predicted model, not a curated record
GAAGUGUAGCCAUGCAGAUGCGAUUUGUGUGCUGGGGUGUGACUAUGCAAAUGAUCUGCAGUGGGAUGCAUAUGCCGGGGUGUGGCCAUGCAAAUGAGCUCCAGUGAGAUGCACAUGCUGGGAGUGUGGUGAUGCAAUGCCAUUGAGAUGUAGACAGACUUUGGGUGACAUUUUCUUGUCCUGUGUGGCUGUUCUCUGUCUCGGGAUCCCUGAAUAUGGCAGCAAUCUCAGAGAUAACCUGCGAUAUUGAGAUGACAGAGUGUACAGUAGCCCCAGUAGCUAUGGAGGACAGUGACCGUGAUGUUGACUCUGCGUCAGAUGAGCAGAACUCUGUCCCUGCGUCACCUGAACCCAGGGCGCAUACAGAGGAAAAGCACUUCCCUAAAGAAGACUCGGAAGAUUCAGAGCUGGAGCACAUCAUGGGACAUCACCCUCCCACUGACUGGCACGCAUCCGGGCACCAUAAGGGUGAUGGUGAGGGUCACAGCAGACCCCACACCCCGGGCACGCCCACCUUCCUGAGGCCCGUGGCGGCACCCAGGAGCCCGGGAGAGUUAGACCACGAGUCCAGAACCGUGGCUCACCGCGGCCAUGUGGACUUUAACCUGCCGUCUCCAAUCAGCCCCUCCAGGCCUAGAAGCCCCUGGGGUUGUUAUGAUCCGUAUGCUGCUGAGGACCAGGAUAAGGAGUAUGUGGGAUUUGCAACUUUACCGAAUCAAGUUCACCGGAAAUCUGUGAAAAAGGGCUUUGACUUCACUUUAAUGGUAGCAGGAGAGUCAGGUUUAGGAAAAUCCACCCUGGUCAACAGUCUCUUCCUCACAGAUCUAUACAAAGACCGAAAACUGCUUAAUGCUGAGGAGAGGAUCACUCAGACAGUAGAGAUCACUAAACACACAGUGGACAUCGAGGAGAAGGGCGUCAAACUAAAGCUCACUAUCGUAGACACACCGGGAUUCGGAGAUGCAGUCAAUAACACUGAGUGCUGGAAGUCGGUUGCAGACUACAUAGACCAGCAGUUUGAGCAGUACUUCAGAGAUGAGAGCGGACUUAACCGGAAAAACAUUCAGGAUAAUCGAGUACACUGCUGUCUGUACUUCAUUUCACCCUUCGGUCAUGGUUUAAGGCCUCUUGAUGUUGAGUUUAUGAGGGCUCUACAUGAGAAGGUGAAUAUUGUGCCUGUGCUAGCUAAAGCCGACACGCUCACCCCUACUGAGGUCAAAAAGAAGAAAAUCAAGAUUCGAGAGGAGAUUGAGCAGUAUGGGAUCAAGAUCUACCAGUUUCCAGAUUGCGAUUCAGAUGAAGAUGAGGAAUUCAAACAGCAAGAUCAAGAACUCAAGGACAGUAUUCCCUUUGCUGUGAUUGGCAGUAACACAGUGGUGGAGGCCAAAGGGAAGAGGGUUAGAGGACGUCUGUACCCCUGGGGAAUUGUAGAAGUGGAGAACCCAGCACACUGUGACUUUGUAAAGUUGAGGAACAUGUUGGUACGAACACACAUGCAGGAUCUGAAGGAUGUGACGCGGGAAACUCAUUAUGAGAACUACAGAGCUCACUGCAUUCAGAGCAUGACGCGCAUGGUGGUGAAGGAACGCAACCGCAACAAACUGACCAGAGAGAGCGUUACUGACUUCCCCAUCCCCGUGGUACCCACCGUGGCUGACAAUGAGACGGAAAAGCUCAUCCGAGAGAAGGAUGAGGAGUUGCGACGAAUGCAGGAAAUGCUUACGAAGAUCCAGGAGCAGAUGCACACGCAGAAAGAGGCAUAUUAACACUGCAUCACGUCGAUUUGAAGCUCCGCCCUUGACCUCACCCACCAGGCCAGCCGCACUCCAUUCCCUUUCAGAUCCCAAUACUGUGGUGUCUUUAAACCCAAUAGAUCUGUGAUGUCCACUUCAAUGUAAACAGUUUAUGAUCAACAAAAACAAGCCUUAACUUUUGACUCACAGGAAGUCCAGGGCAUAUUUCACCUAAAAAAGAAAAAUACUUUUUAAAAAAUUAUAUUUUCAAGGAAAAAUGAAAUACAUUUUUUUAUAUUUUGACAUCAUGACAUCUUUUCCAAAUACGCAUAUGCCAAGUCCCAUUCUUAUUACUUGUCUUUGAUACAGGAAAAAAACUGUAAGACCCUGUGUCCACCAAAGUAUUUAAACGCAGCUGACUGUGGCCGCUUGCCAGCGUUUCUUUAGCUGAGAACUUGAAUUUCUAUGUGUUUUGUCGUUGUAUGAUGCACCGGUUGGUUGGUGUGGCAUUUGUCCCACCCAUCGUCUACUGUGAUUAGACAGUUAAGUGAAUAGUGACAUUGAUGACCUAAAGCCACAUCCAGACGAAGCCAGUGCUUCUCCUAUCCGAUGCUGAGUGCCGAUAAAACCGGCGAGUGACGAUGCUGAGCGCGGACAAAAACGGCUAACACUGAUGCUGAAGAAGGAAAAAAAUUACAAGCACAGACAUUUAGCGUAGUCAAAAACAGCGAAUGCCAAUGCUGAGCAUGGAAAAAAAUGGUGAGCACCAACACUGAGCACAGUUAAAAAUGGUGAGUGCUGAGCGCUAACAAAAACAGUGAGCCCUGAUGUUGAGCACGGACAAAAACAUUAAGCGCUGAUGCUGAGCACAGACAAAAAAGGUGAGCAAUGAUGCUGAGCACGGACAAAAAUUAUGAGCACUGACAUUAUCAUAGUACAAAACGGCUAGCGCAGAUACUGAGCACGGACAAAAACUGCAAGCAGCGAUGCUGAGAAUAGACAAAAAUUCAGAGCACUAAAACUUAGUGUUGAGCACAGAUGCUGAGUUUAUACAAAAACGUUAAGCACCGACACUGAGCACGGUAAAAAUUGGUGAGUGCAGACGGUGAGCACGGACAAAAACGACGAGCAGUGGCACUGAGAGUGCACAAAAGCAACGAGCACCGAUACUGACCAUGUUAAAAAAUGCUGAACGCAGACGCUGUGCAAGGACAAAAAUUACAAGCACGGACAUUUAACGUAGUCAAAAGCAGCAAAUGCUGAGCAUGAAAAAAUGGUGCACACCAACACUUAGCACAGUUAAAAAUGGUGAGCGCCGACACUGAGCACUGACAAAAACAGCGAGCCCUGAUGUUGAACACGGACAAAAAUAUCAAGCGCUGAUGCUGAGCACAGACAAAAAUGGCGAGCACCGGCACUGAGCACGGUAAAAAUUGGUGAGUACAGACAAAGCGGCGAGCAGUGACACUGAGUGUGUACAAAAGCGGUGACCGUAGAUGCUGACAGUGCACAAAAGCAGUGAGCACCAACACCGAGGACGGUAAAAAAUGGCAAACGCAAACGUUUUGCACGGACAAAACAGCGAGCGACAAAGGCUGAGCUCAAACCAAAAUGGCAAGCGGUGACACUGAGCACUGAUAAAAACAGCGAGCCCAGACAUUGAGCGUGGACAAAAAACAUGGGCUGGCUACUAGAAAAAACGUUCUGGUGGACACGUGGGCUAACAAUUAUUGUAUUACUUAUACAAUACAUGAUAAUUACAGUUGUUGUAAUACAGUGCUGUUUAUUUUAUUUUUUUAUAAAUAUCAAAGUUAGGGAUCAUUUUGUAAAAUAUGUAAAAUCUACAUAAUUUUUCUUAACAGAUUGUGAAAUAUGACCUGAACAUGUUAAGGGUUUUCAUGUGAGUCAGCACACAAGAUUUUUGUUUUGAAUUUAUUCAAACUAAAUGUUGUUUAUUAUUUAAAGUUUUAUUUUGUGAGGAGUUUUGGUUUAAGGGGGCAGUAAAAAGCAAAAACCCUUUACCUAUUUGCUUAUCCAAUGUUUGUUUGUACCCAAAUAUUAUAGUGUCAUUAUUUAAGUUGUUUUCUACAAUGUGUAACUAUUUUGUUAAAUGUUUAUUAAUUUGUAUUUGUUGUAAUGCCUGUAUUUUUUUUUACAUUUCUAUACAAAACUGCAAAAUGGCUUCUUACUAAGUUUCUAAAUGUUUUUUUUAUUUUCUUAUUGAAGAUUUAAAAAUGUACUGUAGAGAGAUAUUUUUGUUAAAGUAUUAAGACAUAUCUGACAUCUGCUCCCUGAGGUUUAUUAAAGAUGAAAUCUAAUACUGUAUACUGACGCUGAUUCAUUUGUGAGAGGAAGGCUCAUAGUUAAACUGUCUGUUACAGCGUUCAUAGAGAUAGAUUAUCUAUAUUUUCCUGCAUCAUUCCUCUAUUUUAUUAUUUUCUUGGAUAAUGUUGGUGAAACAAAAGAAAGGAAAAUAACAGAGUCAUACUGUUUAUUGUAUUGAUCAAAAGAGGCGCAUGAAUCGACACCUUAUACUGUAGAAGCUUAGUUUCUAUUGCUGCAACUUAACAAGGAUCUCAUGCUAAUGUUUGGUCAUGGUAUGUUUGAAGUCAUAAGAAUAUUUAUACUCAUUUUUGUAUGUCAAUGGUCUUUAUAAUUAAAUGUAAACUAGAAGAGAAAUGUAUUACAGAUUUCAGGUUUAAGGUACAACAUAAAGCUGAUCUGAUUUUUUUUUUUUUUUUAAUGUCCGCUUUAUUUUGGUCUGGUAUGAGCAGCUACAUUUACUUUGUUGAUGUGAUCAUAUCAUUGUGUACAUUUGCUUUGUGUUGUACAUUAACUACUUUUUAUUUUAUUAGUAUUUUUUAUGGAUUGAGGACAUUAAUACAUUUAAAUAUUGUUCAAACAUUGAGAAUAAAGAUGUGACAUUUGAAAUAAAAACUGUCUAUAAUAUUAUAGUAUACUACUAA